UGAUUAUGUAAUUCAAGUAUACUGCCGUCCAAAUCCCUUGACGAAAUAGCAACUUUGGAUAUCACUGAACCACCAGAGCUCAUCACGAGCAUGUAUACAAGAUGCCGAAUCUGACCGAUGAUAGGUGGCUUUGGCUAGGUCUUGGCGUUCUUUCAUUCUUUGCCAUCCGUGCCGUUAGCAGUCAGCUCGGUAUAGUGCAGCGAUUGACAGGGGUUAGCAGUGAGCAAAGACCGCCUCAUGUCAUCUGCCAAGAUACAGAAGAUGGUAAUUUUGAAGGUUUUCCAAAUGGCUUCUUUCUUCUGACAAUUUCAGCACUCAACCUGGAUACUUUACAAAAGCUCACGGAGGGGUCGAGCUAUGACCUGAGGGGCGCAGCUCUCAAGAUAAUAUGCGAAAGAGCUGUGCGCAGUCCUUCUUUUGAUCAAUUGCUAGAUGAUCUAGCCGGUCCUGGCCCCGAACUGCGCGACCGAGCAUUGACAGCCUUGAAAUUCCUCUGUGAAAGCCCCGUGCGAUCGCAAAUAACUACACUUGCAACAUUCACAGCAUUAAUCACCUGUUUAUGCAAUCUCCUUCCGCACCCUGCGCCUACGCCCGCAAACCCGCGGUCGCCUACUGAGCGAGCCGCGAUGAGCGUCCUCGUGCGCUUACUCCCACAGAAUACAUCUGAUGCGAUCCGUGCAGGGCUGGUCAAGCGAUGGCUAGUAAAAUAUCCUCUUGGACACACUGAGGGCCAGAAACGACUUGCAAUCCAGCAGUUGAAAACCUGGAGUACAGAUGAUUUCCUUCUCUCGGAGAUCAUCUGCAUGAUUGACAAUACUCCAGAAGGUCGAAAACAGAUGAGGCAGGCUGGUCUGAUGGGUUCAGCAAUGGGCGAAGACGAGGACGUUAUUGACACUUGGAUGAUAGGUGGGGAAGACACUGCCGGAGAUGCUGUUAGUAUUUCACUUGCGCGCAGCAAUCGGCGCGUUCGAGAGGAGAGCGCAGAGGAGCAAGCUUUGCGUCGGAGAAGGAGAGAGGCCAUGGUCCUUAGCGAAGGUGGGCGGCCCUUGGGGAGGGAAGACAUUAUCCAGCGAGAAGAUAUUGCUACUUCAGAUGAGGUUGAAAGACAACUGGAGAGCUUGAUGGAGGAGGUAAAUCGUGAGGAUGAAGGCUUGGCCUAGCCCGAAGCUUCAUCUAGUACGCUUGUGGACGCUUCAGGCACGUGUUUGUUUAUUGAGAGUUUCGAAUGUUGCGAACCAAAAAUUCUUCAUGGUCGCAGAUCCCUUGCUCGCUCUUAUCCUAUAGCGCUCUUCUAUUUUCUUGCAUGUUUGGCGUAUAUGGGCGUUGCGAGAAAAUGCUUCACGGUUGGCCACCUAUUAGACACGAUAAUCAUGAUGAAAACAACUUAGGUAGCUAUUAUAUUAUUUCAAAGCUC
Xylona heveae TC161 is the source of this 1414-nucleotide messenger RNA. RefSeq lists its product as hypothetical. The record is from RefSeq and is a predicted model, not a curated record. NCBI's taxonomy places the organism in Eukaryota, Fungi, Ascomycota, Xylonomycetes, Xylonales, Xylonaceae. Bases 102 to 1160 code for a protein of 352 amino acids. The transcript has 4 exons.